Anguilla rostrata (American eel) is the source of this 3663-nucleotide messenger RNA. RefSeq names its product solute carrier family 5 member 6a (gene slc5a6a). Bases 796 to 2688 code for a protein of 630 amino acids. Gene Ontology annotation, cellular component: membrane. Gene Ontology annotation, molecular function: sodium-dependent multivitamin transmembrane transporter activity. Lineage: Eukaryota; Metazoa; Chordata; Actinopteri; Anguilliformes; Anguillidae. The record is from RefSeq and is a predicted model, not a curated record. The transcript has 17 exons. Gene Ontology annotation, biological process: pantothenate transmembrane transport; biotin transport; sodium ion transport.
UUCUUGUUGGUUUUUUGGAGGAAACACUGACAGUACCACUCAGUAUAGUGCAACACGAUAAUAUUGACAUUGCUCAUAUUCUUAAAUCUUAGAAAUAGCUGCCAUUUUUUGUAUUUGUAGGCCAAAAUGAACAUGGCAUGUGACAGCUUUUGUAUUCACCUAUGAUCAGGUCAGAUACCUGGCGUCUGUAUGCCGAAUAAUUCAAAGACCACUUCGACUGUCAAUUAGACGACGGAAGGCACAUUAUACUUGCCCGUGCUCAAAUCUUGAAGUCCGUUCACUUUAGGAGCAUCAUUAACAUCAUUAGCACUGAACCUGAUCAUAGCUAGAAGAUGAUGUAAAUCCACUGCGACGGAACAGAUUCAGCACAUGUUUCUAGCCAAGCAGGCGCGCUGUCAAGGAGAAGGGGCGGUCUUUCCAGGCUACAGUAGCUUUUCUCUCUGUCUUUCCCGUAUCCCAGAUAGACGCAACAUGAACUGCACAGUAGGAGCUUCUGCAGUGCCAUUGGAGAAAUAACCUUCUCAUUGGUUCCUGGCUGGUUCCCCUCCCUCCACAUGGCACCGAUGAUUGGUCUUUGAAAGGAAGCCACUCCCACGGGGAUUAUAAGAUAUCUCCGGUCGUCUGGGAGACAGCCUGCCCAGUCUGUCAGAUCAAGACUUGAGAAUAGCGAGCCGCACCUGCCCAGAGCGUGGAGGCGCAGCGGGUUUUUGGCGGGCGAGCACUGGCGGAGCGUUGCCCCGAUCGUAGCGGUCGCCCCCUCGCCGCGGCGGCAGCGGCAGCGGCAGCAGCGCCGCCAUGGCGGACGUGGUGCAGAUGCACUUCACCACGGUGGACUACGUGAUCUUCGUCAUCCUGCUGGUGGCCUCGACGGGCAUCGGGCUCUUCUACGCCUUCUCCGGCGGGCGCCAGCGCACCACGCGCGAGUUCCUGCUGGCCGACCGGAGCAUGAGCUGCCUGCCCGUCUCCCUCUCGCUGCUCGCCACCUUCCAGUCGGCCGUGGCCAUCCUGGGGGCGCCCUCGGAGAUCUACGCCCACGGGACGCAGUACUGGUUCCUGGGCUGCUCCUACUUCCUGGGGCUGCUCAUCCCCGCGCACAUCUUCAUUCCUGUUUUCUACCGGCUACAGCUGUCCAGCGCCUACCAGUAUCUGGAGCUGCGCUUCAACAAGACCGUCCGCGUCUGCGGGACCGUGACCUUCAUCUUUCAGAUGGUGAUCUACAUGGGCGUGGUCCUGUACGCUCCAGCCCUGGCCCUCAAUGCAGUUACAGGAUUUGACCUCUGGGGGGCCGUGCUGGCCAUGGGACUUGUGUGUACCCUCUAUACAACACUGGGGGGGCUGAAGGCCGUGAUCUGGACGGACGUCUUCCAGACGAUAGUGAUGUUCGCGGGACAGCUGGCUGUCAUCGUGGUGGGGACGCACCAGGCGGGGGGCAUCAGCGAGGUGUGGAGGAAGGCCCAGAACGGGAGCCGAAUCGCGGGCUUGGACCUGAACCCUGACCCGCUGGAGAGGCACACCUUCUGGACGCUGGGCGUUGGGGGGGUGUUCCUGAUGCUGGCCCUGUACGGGGUCAACCAGGCGCAGGUGCAGAGAUACCUGAGCUCCCGAACGGAGAGGGAGGCCGUCAUGUCCUGCUACGUGGUGUUCCCCUGCCAGCAGAUCGUCCUCACCCUGGGGUGCCUGAUGGGGCUGGUGAUGUACGCGCGCUACGGCGAGGACAGUCCGCUGGACAAGGGCUACGUGACGGCCAACGACCAGAUGGUGCUGUAUUUCGUGAUGGACGUCCUGCGGGACCUUCCCGGUCUGCCGGGGCUGUUCGUGGCGUGCCUGUUCAGCGGCGCUCUCAGCACCAUCUCCUCGGCCUUCAACUCCCUGGCGACGGUAACCAUGGAGGACCUGAUUAAGCCCUACUUUCCUGCGAUGACGGAGGCCAGGGCCACGCUCCUGUCUAAGGGCCUCGCGUUGGCCUAUGGCCUUGUGUGUCUGGCUAUGGCGUACCUUGCGUCUCUGAUGGGGUCAGUGCUGCAGGCGGCACUCAGCAUUUUCGGGAUGGUGGGCGGUCCGCUUCUCGGCCUGUUCUGUCUCGGAAUGUUCUUUCCGUGGGCCAACUCCAUCGGUGCUCUGGUGGGAUUGGCUGCCGGUCUGGUCAUGGCCUUCUGGAUCGGCAUCGGGAGCUUCCUCACGCGCGUCGGCCCCCCCGCCCCCCGGCCCCCCUCGUUCAACGUAACCACGGGCAACAUGACCACCGAGGUCAUGACGACUCUCGUCAGUGCCGUCACCACCGGCAGGCCCAGGCCUACGGGGCUGCAGGCUCUCUACUCGCUGUCCUACAUGUGGUACAGCGCUCACAACUCCACCACCGUGGUGGUGGUGGGACUGAUCGUAAGCUUCCUGACAGGUCCAAUGAAGGAGAAGGAUGUGACUCCGGGCACCGUGUACCCUGUGCUGGGGAAGCUGCUGUUCUUCCUGCCCGAGCGCUACAGGGAGAAGCUGUGCUGCGUCACCCCUCUGGGGCAAAAGGUCAAGACGCUGGACACGCAGCCGUAUAAGAUGGCGCAGAAGGAGAGCAACGGCUUGGCCCUCCCGAGAGAGGACAAGACUGAGGAUGAGCAGGAGCUGGAGGAGGAAGGGGAGGUGACCCAGCCGCCGCCCUGUCGCUUAUCCCACAUGCUUCAGGAGACGGCGUUGUGAUAUCGCCACACACACACACACACACAUGAACACACACACACAUCAUACACACACGCAUAUUCUCGGACUGAACCCGUCCGUUCCCCUCCAGGUGGUACUAAACCACAGACGGACACGUUUCCCUCACAGCAAAAAAGCCUGAGGCCUUUUGCUCUGACCACUUCGUCCAGAGUCUGUGUGCAUGUGCGCUACCCGUGCACGGUGUGCUCGUGCAUGACGAGUGGGGGUCAUAUGUGACCCCCCCCCCCUCCCCGUUUCCCCUCAAACCCACUCACAGCACUGGUCUGCGGUUUUGUGGCCGUUUGCACUGAAAGAAGUCGCACAAAAUCUCGCAGUUCAGCCGGUGUGUGGUGAAGGAGGUGUGAGCUGCCAAAAAAAUAAAAACUCUAGCAGUAGAGGUGGAACUUUGGUACGAUAAACUUUACUGUAGAAGAAGCCAUCAUGUUUAGAGCCAAGGGCCUGCCGCCGGACAGAUUUAGGACCCUGGACUUAAUUAACUGAGCGCUUGUAGUCCUUUUGUUUGUUGCUCGGUGUCUUUGAACUUUCAUCUGUCACUCUGACAAUGGCGGCCAUUUUGAUUUGUUAGACGCACAACUCAGUGUUGGAUCUCCACUGUGAUCGAGUUCACAAGUUCCGUUUUUAUAUGUUGCAGCCAAGGGGCGAUUCGGACCUUCGAUGUAAUUGUGUCUUUGUAUUCUUUUUUUUUUUUCUUUGUAGAGAAGAAAGUUAAAUGCGGUACACAGUUGUAGCAAAAUGAUAAUCUGAAGACUGAGGUUCUGUGUGUUCUCUAGGAAACGUGGUUGAAUGCACUGAGCGUCAGUUCAGUUAACAAUGGUACGGUUGGUGUUUUGAUUCCAAAGAAUGUUCGUAUUCAUUUGCUUUACUUUAGACUGUGAUGUCAUUCUGUUCCAAGCUGCUAUGAGUCACCCCGAUGAUGUGUCAUACGCUGUGCCAUGAUGUACAAGAAAAAAACAA